Scutellospora calospora is the source of this 355-nucleotide messenger RNA. The record is from the annotation of a GenBank genome assembly. Lineage: Eukaryota; Fungi; Glomeromycota; Glomeromycetes; Diversisporales; Gigasporaceae.
AAGCAAGCAUAACUACUACUUGCCGUCAAGAGCUUUCUCUAGUAAAACCAGCAACAGAAAACCUACCUCUAACAGACAGUGCUCAGAAAUCCAAGAACAACCAUUGACUACAACUUCAUCUUCCUCUACAAAUAUGGAGAUUGAAAAGAUCAACACUGAUCAGGAUAUUGUUCUAAUGGAAACAAAUAAGAAUAAUGGUACAGACGAUAAUAUAUCUACAACAACCACUACGAAAAUACUCAAAAACAAAUCUAACAAGAAGGAACAAAAUAAUGUCAAACUAUCAGGACCUACAAGAAAAAAGGACCUUCAAUCAGACAAUAAAACAAAAGGUGGUCGCCACCAGGAGUACUAA